AAAACAAAACCAUUCCGGUUUCCAGAUUCAGCUUAGCUUUAAGGUGUCAAGCAUAUCUUCUAUUUCUACUUCAGCUCUCUUCUUCCACUUGUGCUCUCUCUCUCUCUCUCCACACAUGAGAUGUGCCUUACUUUUCCAAAGGUAACAACAACUUGUGUACCAUUCUCCUUGAGGAAGAGAUGCCCCAUGAUGACUUCUUGAUGCCUAGUAGUGUCAUUGACAUUGUUGUUGUCUAGCUUUCUUCUCUCUUUGAUGGAUCUUGGGGUGAUGGGUUUGGAGGGGUUGGACAGUGUUGCUUCCUUUGGUUGUUCAUCUCUUGCUUCAGAUCCUGAGGCAAAGCACAAGUGGUACGGAUCUGGGGUGCUCAAGCAAGAGAGGACUGUCACAAGUGAAGAUGAUGGUGAUGAGUGGAGAGCUUCAAAAGUGGCUAAAACUCAUGACAUGUCUUCUGCAUCAUCCAAAGCAAUGCUGUUUCAUCACAGAAACUCCUUGCUGAGAUCUAAUGCUGCCACUCUCUUCUCUGACCAUCAUCACUCACAAAUGCUGAGCUUUUCCUCUCCAAAGUCAGAAACUUUGUUGCUGGAUAAUAAGCCCUCCUCAAAUGCCACAUUGCCUUUUUCUUUGUCUAGUAAUUACAACAGGAGUACAGGUUACAAUUCGGGAAGCAAUAGCAUGCAUGGGGCAUUAGUUGGUGCUAUAGGGCUAUUCACUCCAUCACAGUGGAUGGAGCUUGAACACCAGGCUUUGAUCUACAAGUACAUCACAGCAAACGUGCCUGUACCCUCUCAUCUUCUCAUACCAAUCAGAAAAGCACUUGAUUCUGCUUCCUUCUGCAACUUCUCAACCGGGCUCCUCAGACCUAACACAUUGGGAUGGGGAGGUUUCCAUCUGGGAUUCUCGAACAACACAGAUCCUGAGCCAGGGAGGUGUAGGAGAACAGAUGGUAAGAAAUGGCGGUGCUCGAGAGAUGCCGUAGUGGAUCAGAAGUAUUGCGAGCGACACAUGAACAGAGGACGCCAUCGUUCAAGAAAGCCUGUGGAAGGCCAAUCAGGCCAUGCCCUCAACACCACCACUACUCCUAAUGCUUCCUCUAACUCCAUUGUGGUGCCCGGCAACAACACCACCACCUUUGCACACUCCUCUUCUGCCAACACCAUCAAUAGGAUGUUUGUGAGCAACAAAGAGAACAACAAUGCAAGUGAGAGGAUGCCGGAUGGCCCUGCCCUUCCCAUGUUACCUCCCACUCUUGAGCUGAAACCAAAGGAGAACAACCCUUUCAUGAUUUAUAAACACCAAAUCCCCUCAUAUGAUGAAUCAUCCUCAAGGAGCAACAAUGAGUUUGGCCUUGUCACUUCUGAUUCCUUGCUUAACCCUUCACAUAAAAGAAAGGAUUAUGAGUCCCAACAACAACAUCCCCUAAGGCACUUCAUUGAUGACUCUCCCAAACCAGAGUCUCAUCACCACCACCAUCACCAUCAUCUCUCUGGCGUUUGGCCUGAGCUUGACAUGCAGCCAGACAAGACUCAGUUAUCAAUCUCCAUACCAAUAUCCUCCUCAGACUUCAUGUCAUUCACCACUUCCUCACCCUCCAAUGAGAAACUCACAUUGUCACCACUGAGGCUUUCAAGGGAGUUAGACUUGGACCCCAUCCAAAUGGGGUUGGGAGUGGGAAGUGCUCCCAAUGAAUCAAACAUUAGGCAAGCCAAUUGGAUUCCAAUCACUUGGGAGAGUUCUAUGGAAGGCCCUCUCGGAGAGGUUUUGAACCUUAGUAAUUGUAGCAACAAUAACAACAAUGCAAGUGAUCAAUGUGGUGGCAAUAACAUCACUUCAGCCCUCAACCUCAUGAAAGAUGGGUGGGACAAUAGUCCUCCACUAGGGUCAUCCCCAACUGGGGUGCUGCAAAAAACAGCAUUUGGAUCACUUUCCAAUAGCAGUGCUGAGAGCAGUCCAAGGUCAGAGAACAACAAAGAAGGAGCCACCACCUUGUGCAAUGCCUUGUAAAGUCCAUACAAGAAGAUCAACUUUGAAGCCAUGAUGCAUGCAAGAAGAAAAGAAAAGACUCUAGUUCUUUUGAGUUUUUUUACUAGUGAAGUUUAUUACAUAUAUAUUUGGUAAUCUUAGAAUUUGGAAAGAUGUGUUCUUGUUAAUUAAUUUCCCUUGCCCUCAUAACCUUAGGCUUUUAGUUUGGUUGUGGUUUUUUUUUCCCUAUCAUUUAUGUUUUGCAAAGUUUGUAUUCAACAGUAAGUGAAUGAUGUUGGUUGAAGUGUGUGUGGACAUGCUUUUGUUUUAAGGAGGACAGGUUUUGGAACCAAGUGGGAGGCUUU
Molecule: messenger RNA, 2324 nt
Organism: Cajanus cajan (pigeon pea)
Lineage: Eukaryota; Viridiplantae; Streptophyta; Magnoliopsida; Fabales; Fabaceae
Product: growth-regulating factor 1
Biological process (GO): developmental process; DNA-templated transcription; regulation of DNA-templated transcription
Cellular component (GO): nucleus
Molecular function (GO): ATP binding
Source: RefSeq, a predicted model, not a curated record